Molecule: messenger RNA, 645 nt
Organism: Aspergillus brunneoviolaceus CBS 621.78
Lineage: Eukaryota; Fungi; Ascomycota; Eurotiomycetes; Eurotiales; Aspergillaceae
Product: DUF899-domain-containing protein
Exons: 1
Coding region: 1-645 (214 amino acids)
Source: RefSeq, a predicted model, not a curated record
AUGGAUGAGCCUCCACAAGAAAUUGUCUCUCCCGAAGAGUUCAAAGCCGCCCGCGCCCAACUCCUGCAAGAUGAAAAGGCCGUGACGUAUCUCUCGCAAGCCGUCGCUGCGGCCCGUCGCCGACUUCCCAUGGUAAAGGUCGACGAUCCAGCUCGCUUCUGCUUCGACACGGUGCACGGGGAACAGUCCCUCCUUGAUCUCUUUGACGGGCGCAAACAACUGAUCCUCUGGCACGUGAUGCUGGCGACCGAGGCCGACGGCCACGACGGCAUCGCGCACGCCUGCAUGGACCAUAUUCCCCCUCUCCAGUACCUGCACAGCAGAGACACCUCCUUCGUCGCUGUUAUGCCCACCCCCUUGCAAGGGAUCACCGAGCAUGCAACCCGACUGGGGUGGAAGUUUCCAUUUCACAGCUCGACCAAAACACAUCAGGCAUGGAAGCAUGCGGAGGCAAACGGAGAGACCAUCACUUGGAAGCCCAGCAAUGGAUUUUUCGGGGUGAGUGUGUUCAUCAGGGAAGAAGACGAGGUCUUUCACACAUAUGAGACGUCGGAUCGAGGGAUCGAGGCGAUCUUGUCCACCUAUCAACUCUUGAAUAUGACGCCGUUGGGUCGGCAGGAGGAGGGGGGGGGGGGGAUGGAAUGA